Messenger RNA from Dicentrarchus labrax (European seabass), 3544 nucleotides. It is a transcript of the gene apbb3, whose product is annotated as amyloid beta (A4) precursor protein-binding, family B, member 3. Gene Ontology annotation, cellular component: cytoplasm; nucleus. Gene Ontology annotation, biological process: regulation of DNA-templated transcription. Bases 660 to 2105 code for a protein of 481 amino acids. Gene Ontology annotation, molecular function: transcription factor binding; amyloid-beta binding. Lineage: Eukaryota; Metazoa; Chordata; Actinopteri; Moronidae. The transcript has 12 exons. The record is from RefSeq and is a predicted model, not a curated record.
AUACUGAUGCUACUGAUGCUACUGGUGAUCAGUCAGUGUAACAGCUGGAGAAACUCACACAGCUGUACUCCAGUACACUGUGACAUCACCUGUCUGCGCUCAUACUGAUAGUCUUUAUUAUUGUUAUUGUUGUUGUUGUUGUUGUUGUUGUUGUUUGCAUGUUUGUGGACUUUAAUGUCAUUUUUUACAGUGAAGGUCGAGCGAGGCUGAGAGUCAGAGAGGGAGGGGAGUGAUGACAUCAGCAGGGGGAGGAGAGAGAGACGGAGAGAGGGAGGGAGGGGGAGAGGGAGGCAGAGGAGGAAAACAGCAUCCUUCAUCAGACAGAGGAGAGAGAGAGGACGAGCAAGAGAGAGGAGGGUCGAACGAGAACAGAGAGACAGAGAGAGAGAGAGAGAGAGGACGCCGGGACGGAAAUAAAACAAAGAAGAAGAAGACUGAUGGUGUCGUCUGAGAGAGGGACGGACGGAGGGACGAGAGACACCCAGACAGACAGACAGACUGAGAGAGAGAGAGAGACAGGCAGCACGAGGAGGCUUUAACAUCUGUCAUCAGGCCUGUGUGUGUGUGUGUGUGUGUGUGUGUGUGUGUGUGAGUGUGUGUGUGUGUGUGUGUGUGUGUGUGUGUGUGUGUGUGAGAGAGUUCAGCUGAUUGGACCACACAUGCUGGAAGGCGGAGCCAUGAUGGGCAAAGAUUACAUGUUGGCGAUCCUCAUAGUCAACUAUGACGACAACAUCUGGACAGACCAGAACCUGCUGCUGGAUCCGGACCUUCCCUCCGGCUGGAGGACCAUCAAAGACUCCACAGGAACCUACUACUGGCACGUUCCCACCGGGGCCACCCAGUGGCAACACCCCCGCCUCAGUGGGACGCCACCGCCGCUGGAGGCUCAGGAGGAGGGUGGACAGCAGAGCUCCAACAGAGAGACAGACAGACCACCUGAGACCAGGUCUUCGUGGCAUGAAGAUUUUCUCACCAACUACGACCCCAACUCCAAGUGCUUUGCUGUCAGGUCUCUGGGCUGGUUGGAAGUGGAGGAGGAGGACCUGUCUCCCGGUCGCAGCAGUCUCGCUGUCAGUAAUGUCAUCCAGCAGCUAACUCACUGCAGCAGCCCUGAGCAGAGAGACAGGCCAGGGGCCUGGGGGGAGGGGAGGGAGAUGAUGCUGGUCCUGAAGAAAGACACUCUGUCCCUGUUGGACCCUUUAGACCACACCCCCCUGCACUGUCAGCCAAUCAUCAACAUUCGUGUCUGGGGGGUGGGCUGCAACAACGGCAGGGACUUUGCCUUCGUGGCGGGUGAUAAGGACAGCUGCGUGCUGAAGUGUCACGUGUUCCGCUGUGACGCUCCAGCUAAAGCCAUCGCCGCGGCGCUGCACGAGAUGUGCUCUAAGAUGUUGUCGGAGAAGACGCUGAUGAGGCCGUCGCGCUCUCUGACGAUGGAGAGUAUCUCACCUGAAGACCUGCCUAGACAAGUGGAGUUUCUGGAGGCGGUCCGGCAGCAGGUCCAGAAGUUCCAGGUCCAGUACAUCGGAAACCUGCCGGUGUCCAGAGCCAUGGGUAUGGAGGUGUUGAAUCGCGCCAUCGAGAGCAUCAUGAACUCCACCGACAGAGACGAGUGGGAGCCGACCGUCAUCCACAUCACCGACAACGUUAUGUCUCUGUGGAAGGGACAGGAAGGGGAGGAGCCUUUCUGGGAGUGUCAGGUACGUUUCCUCACCUUUCUGGGCGUCGGCCACGACAGUCACACCUUCGCUGUGAUCGUUGAUGGCGGCACGCAGCGGUUCGAGUGUCACGUGUUCUGGUGCGAGCCGGACGCAGGAAACCUGUCUGAGGCAGUCCAGGCUGCGUGUAUGGUCCAGUAUCAGAAGUGUCUGGUGGCUCAGACUCCUCCUCCGAGGACAAAGUCAUGGCGUGUGAACCCGUCGAAGGUCAAACGGGCCAACUCCAUGGACGGCGCCGCUUUCCCUCCUCUCACAUCCCGUCACCAUGGCAGCAGCGGCGGCGCUAUGAUGGUGCCGAGGAUCACCAAGGGCAACGGCAGCAACGUGAGGAAGGGGAUGAUGGCCUUCUUCGAAACCUUCCGGAACAAACAGGCCGCCACCUCCUAAUGACGGGGCGGGGCCACCAGAGACAGCAGCCACCCUCCAGGACUGAAAUGUGUUCGCCAAGACCACGACGGCGUUCUCUACACCGACACGUGAUUGGCUGCACGGCUCUGGUGGUCCGACCGGCUGACUCCAUCACCAGCGACCAGAGACCGCAGUCGCCUGUUAUUUGGACCAGAAAAACACCUGAUUGUAUCACCUGUUGAACAACGACUGGACCCGAUCAGACCGACCCGUCUCGGUCCACAUCCAUGAUCCUGGACUCAGACCAGCGGAGCUACGGAGGAUCAUUUUACCCAAAACUAAAAGAGAAGCUGCCUGAAAUAUAAACGAUGAUUAUUAUACGUCUCAGGAUAAUGAGGUCAUAAUUAAUGUUUGAAUAUAUAUAUUGACACAAAGGAAAUAAUCAAUAAUCAUUAGAUUUUAUCCUUUGAGGUCAGCUGUGCUCUACGGAGGCCCACUUCUGCCAAUACAUUCAAUUUACACUUACCAUUUAAUAUUAUUAUUAUUAAGUUGGCAGAAAUGGGCUUCCAUAGUCUUCACUUAAUCAAUAACCUCGAUAGAAUCAACCCUGUGAUACUUUCCCUCCACUGUUCUGUGACAGUUAUUGAUUAUGAUUCCUUAAAUUUCUCCUUUAAAGAACGUAGAGCUCAGACGCUGCAGUGAGUGAGUCUGACCACCGGGGGGCAGAACAGAGCCGUCACUGUGUCCAUCCACAAUCCACUGUUUAGAUCUUGGUGCUUUUUAACUCUAGAUUUGAACCGGAUGAAGGAUUUUAGUCAUCGGACGUCUGGAUCUUAAGUUAUCAGAGAAACAAGCUGAGCUAACGUUAGCAGCAGCUCGGCUCGCAGCCCCUCCGGGACGUCCUUUGUCUGUCCAACAGCGUGGGAGAAGCAGUGAUUGUUAAGGUGGAACUGCUUUAUUCAGUGUGUUUAGUGGUUUUAAUCAGCGGGUCUGUUUGUGUUGGAGAGGAGGAGACCUCUGUGGGUAGAAACAGGAAGUUCCUCAGAGGAUCUGAGCGAUACGACUGAAUGAACUGAAUAAGAUAACAAACGAUAAAAAGAGAAACAAAGAGUUGAAGAUCCAGUCCGACAGUAUGUGACCUGCUGCACUUAAAUGCCUCAUGACCCGGUCAGUAAACACACCACAAACAAACAAACAAACAAACAUUAAUCUAAAGUCAACAGCAGUUGGACUGUGACAGUUAGAGCAUGUGUGAUAGCUGAAUGUAGAGCUGGAGCUCACAUAUAUAACUUAUAUUAAACAUAUUUAACGGACUGCGAGCUGCCUCCUGAUUGGCUGAAGCACCUGUAGAUAGAAGCUUUAGUGGUGUGUUCAAUGUCAGUAGGAAAUAUGAGCGAGAGGGUCUGUGUAUAUCUGCAGUAAAGACAAACCAAUGAUGUCAUGUACAAAUGAACUUAGAAAUAAACAAAUAAACAUUC